CUUGGAAGAACUUACAGUUCUACACGAAUAUCGGACGGUUGGCAGCUUUUCCGUGCUUACAGUCCUGAACAAAAAUUGGUCGGUUUGCAGCUUGGUCCGCGCUCACUGUUCUGAACCAAAUUUGGUCGAUAAUUCGAGAUGCCCAACAAUCGUACAAAGAAGUCAAUCCCUAAGCUGGUCGGAGAGGAUGAAGACAAGGUUAAUGACAAAUCCCUUAGUACAAAGCAAGUUUUUUCUGAUGUCUUUACGCCUCAUGGUUCUAAUGUAUUUAAAGAGAGCUAUAGUGAUAGUGACGUAAUGUUAGAUAAGGUAGCGGAUCUUAGUUUAGAUAAAGGGGAAAGACUUCGGCAUGCAGUCUCGGGCACAACACCUAAGGUUCCUAUAGUUGGGUUAGAGCUACCGAAAGUUGAAUUGUGUUAUUUUGAUGGAAAACCGAAGGAAUAUUGGAAGUUUAUAAAACAAUACGAUACUUACGUUGCUGCUAGAGUAUCUGACGAUAGUCAACGUUUACUAUAUUUGCUCCAUUAUUGCAAGGGUAAGGCGAAGGCAGCCAUUGAAGGAUGUGUAAUGAUGGAGGCUACGUCUGGGUAUAAGAGAGCUAGAGAUAUUUUGAAACGAUUGUUCGGUCAAGCUCAUGUCAUAGCAAGAGGAACGUUAGAGGAUUUAUUCAAUGAUGUAAAGCAUGGUUGUCAUGACGCAGAGCAACUCUCAAGUUUAGCAAUAAGGAUGGAAAAUUGUAGCAUGAUUCUAGAGCAAAUGAACUACACUGCCGACUUGAAUUCGCUGGUUACAUUAGAGAGAGUAGUAAGAUUUCUGCCUCAACCUAUGCAAAGACAAUGGGCUGAACUUGUAGAUAGAUUGACGGAAGAUGACAGAGAGCCAACGUUCGCUGAACUCACUCAGUUUGUGGCAGCUAAAGCGAGAGUCGCUGCGAGUAGGUUUGGACGAUUGGCUGAACGUCGAAGAGGGGGAGUUACUACUAAAUCAUGUUAUCAUUCCGUAUUGAGACCGAAGAAUGCAUCGAUCGCAAGUGCUAAGUGCAGUAUGUGCUCAGGGGAUCAUUCGGUUUACGAGUGUAGACAGUUCUUAGCUCUCACGACAGAAGAACGUUUGUCGCACGUCAAAAGUAAGAGUAUUUGUUUCGUAUGUCUUAGACAAGGGCAUAAAGCUAAUGAAUGCAAAGUGACGAGAUGUUGCGCCAUUGAGGGAUGCUCUAAGAGACAUCACUCUCUGUUGCAUAAGGGUUCAGCAAAGAAUAAAUCAGAAGAUAAACUGGCUACGGUAAACUAUUGUGGACAAGAUAGGCCAGUGAACAGUCACGUGUGUCUGGGAACGAUCCCUGUGAGGUUGAGAGCGGGAAACGCUGAGGUUGUGGGGUAUGCACUUUUGGAUAAUGGCUCUGACGUAACCUUAAUUACUUCAGGAUGUUUGAAGUUACUGGGGCUGAAAGAGGAAGAGUCAUCAGUGACUGUGCAAACUGUGAGCGGUAAUAAGGCAACACGCGUCACAAAGACACCUUUUGAAGUAUACUCCUUAGAUCAAUCUGAGCACGUCAAGAUUGAGGGAGCCCUGAUAGUGUCGCAAAUACCUGGGCAUAAACCGACGAAAUCAGUUAUGAGUGGCCUAGUGAAGUGGCAGCAUUUGAGUGAUGUGCCAUUACAAUUUAUAGAUUCUGGCGAAGUUGUAUUGCUGAUUGGUUGUGAUGUUCCGGAAGCCCACUGGGUACUCGAUCAACGGUUAGGUGGCAGAAAAAAUCCGUAUGCAGUAAAAACGUUGCUCGGUUGGACCGUAUUCGGACCUGCAUCAUUUUCGGGAUCGAAGAAAAGAGUUAGUAAUUGUAUGAGUAAGCUGCAGACAAUAGAAGAUCAAUUCCGUAAGCUUUAUGACGUAGAAUUCGCUGAUGUAUAUUCAAGCGAUAAAUCGCCGUCAGUAGACGAUCGAGCAGCAAUAGAAAUAGUGGAAAGGGGUACCUUCUUCGAUGGUGGUCACUUCGUAGUUCCAAUACCAUGGAAAAUGCAUCCAAACAAAAUAACGGGAAACUAUGAAGUAGCGGCCAGUAGAUUACUUAGUUUGAAGGGUAGGUUGUUGAAGGAUAGCAACCUACACACUAAAUAUGCUAAAAGUAUCGAAAGUAAUCUUACUAAAGGAUAUGCGCGAAGGGUCCCUGAAAUACAGUUGAGGUCAGAUUAUCUCCCUCGCUGGUAUCUACCUCAUCACGCGGUAAUAAAUCCCAAAAAGCCAGAAAAACUGAGGGUGGUGCUGGACUGUGCUGCUAAAUUUGCUGGGGUUUCACUGAAUGAUAUGAUUUAUCAAGGACCCGACACUACAGCAGAGCUUGUUUGUAUAUUAUUGCGAUUUCGCAAGGAGGCAAUUGUCAUUUGUGCCGACGUUGAAGAAAUGUUCAUGCAAGUAAAGGUCCCUGAAUCCGAUCAGGGAGCUUUAAGAUUUCUAUGGUGGCAGGAGGCAGACAUGUCGAAAGAACCAUUGGAAUUUCAAAUGACUGCCCAUCCAUUCGGAUCAACGUCUUCGCCAUUCUGUGCAAACUUUGCCUUGAUCAAGACCGCUCAGACAUUUUCUGAUGGAUAUGAUAGCUACGUCGUGGAGGCAGUUAGGAACAAUUUCUAUGUGGAUGAUUGCUUAGUAUCUUUUCCCACUUCUGAUCGAGCAAAGAGCUUUGUUAAGCAAGUAAGUGAAUUACUGGGUAAAGGCGGUUUUACAUUAAAGGAAUGGAUAACAAAUUCGGAAGAAGUUAGGUCUGUUUUGCCUGGGAUAUGCAAGGAAGGGCUUGUGAAAGAAAUGUCUAAAGAUUGUGAUGUCAUUCAUCGUACCUUGGGGGUACAAUGGGAUUGUGAAAGAGAUGUUUUCCAGUUUCACUUUGACGCCCCAGAAAGACCGUUGACUAGGAGAGGUAUUCUAUCUGUGGCAUCUUCUGUAUUCGACCCUUUGGGUUUAAUUUCUCCAGUCUAUCUGACGGUCAAACUUCUUCUGCAAGGGUUAUGUAAGUCCCAAAUAGGCUGGGAUCAGCCGAUCAACGAGCCUUAUAUGUCGAUUUGGCUAAACUGGGUGAACUUAAUGCGACAGAUAGGUCACGUUAAAAUUCCUCGAGGCAUCAAGAAUAAAUUAGAUGAACCUAAUGCGCGAGUGGAAUUGCAUUUGUUUAGUGAUGCCUCCGAGAUUGGUUAUGGAGCAGUAGCUUAUGCACGAGUCAGUUAUUUGAACGAACCGCCGUAUUGUAUUUUGUUGUACAGCAAGUCCAGGGUUCCACCUAUAAAACCAGUCACUAUACCGAGGCUUGAGAUGGCAGCAGCGGUAUUAAGCGUAAGGCUGAGUGAAGUGCUACAAAGAAGCUUACCCAAUUUCUUCUGCGAAGUGAGUUUCCAUACUGAUUCUAUGAUAGUGUUGUAUUACAUUAGAAAUACAGGAAACCGAUAUAGUACCUAUAUAGCUAAUCGUCUUGCUAUCUUACAUCAGCACACUAAGGUUGAGCAAUGGACUUACGUCAAAUCGUCGGAGAACCCAGCGGACUGGACUUCGAGAGGUAUACAAAAAUUGGCCGACCUUGAGUCGUGGAUUAAGUGCCCUACUUUACUGCAAGCCGAGUUCGGUAAAACUGUUACCGAUUGUCCUCAAACUGUUCCGGACAGUAUUGAGUUUAGAAAAACUGUUGUAAGUCCUACCCGUUCUUUUAGUAAGGAAUGCGAUUAGGUGAACCAUGGCAAAAAGACAUCAGAAUAGCUUGUGCAGUAUGGAGGGAUUUUGGGGGCCGGUGUUGGAUCCAUUUUGCAAGUGAAAAUCCCUCCAUGCAUACACUUGUGAUUUCUUCCUUACGUUUUCUUUAUUUGUAUAUGCUGUUAACAUUCUUGAUGCUAAUUAAGACUGUAACGUUCAAUUUUUCUUGAUUUAACUAUCGUUUUUUAUUGAGUCUCUACGUUCCUCACUGAAUUGUAUAUAGUUUGUUUUAAUUGCUAUUAUUCUGGCAUCUGCCAUAUUGGCUGCUCGCUUUUGAUUGUGCGGUUUGAACUUGACUGGGAUCGUGCAUUUUUGGGUGUAUUUGGAGCACCUUCCCAGAAAUUGAAACACUUGGUGUUAUAAGAUAGCCGCUCAAACGAAAUCUCACUUGAUCUAUCCAGAAAGGAUAGAAUAACGUUUACCUUUCGGUGCUUUUGGUAGUUUUCAUAUAUUUCUUAUCACCUUGCUAUUUAUUGUAAUUUAGAUUGGAUAUUUUUGUAUCAAUUGUUGGUUGAAUAACCGGGUGAUAAUAUUCGUUUAGGUAAAUUUGUGCAUUUGUAUAUAUGAUGAAUUACAGAACCGUGUC
Messenger RNA from Schistosoma rodhaini, 4315 nucleotides. NCBI's taxonomy places the organism in Eukaryota, Metazoa, Platyhelminthes, Trematoda, Strigeidida, Schistosomatidae. The record is from the annotation of a GenBank genome assembly.